Messenger RNA from Tupaia belangeri chinensis (Chinese tree shrew), 5053 nucleotides. RefSeq names its product leucine rich repeat LGI family member 2 (gene LGI2). The transcript has 8 exons. Gene Ontology annotation, biological process: inhibitory synapse assembly. Gene Ontology annotation, molecular function: protein binding. The annotation marks the transcript as partial. The record is from RefSeq and is a predicted model, not a curated record. Lineage: Eukaryota; Metazoa; Chordata; Mammalia; Scandentia; Tupaiidae.
GCGCGCUGCCCCGCCACUUGCAGCUGCACCAAGGAGUCCAUCAUCUGCGUGGGCUCCUCCUGGGUGCCCAGGAUCGUGCCGGGCGACAUCAGCUCCCUGAGCCUGGUCAAUGGGACGUUUUCAGAAAUCAAGGACCGGAUGUUUUCCCACCUGCCCUCCCUGCAGCUGCUGUUGCUGAAUUCGAACUCCUUCACGGUCAUCCGGGACGACGCCUUUGCGGGCCUUUUCCACCUGGAAUACCUGUUCAUUGAAGGGAACAAAAUUGAAACCAUUUCAAGAAAUGCCUUUCGUGGCCUCCGGGACCUGACUCACCUUUCUUUGGCCAAUAACCAUAUAAAAGCAUUGCCAAGGGAUGUCUUCAGUGACCUGGACUCUCUGAUUGAACUAGACUUAAGGGGUAAUAAAUUUGAAUGCGACUGCAAAGCCAAGUGGUUGUAUCUGUGGUUGAAGAUGACGAAUUCCACCGUGUCCGAUGUGCUGUGCAUUGGCCCACCAGAAUAUCAGGAGAAGAAGCUGAACGAUGUGACCAGUUUUGACUAUGAGUGCACGACCACAGACUUCAUCGUGCACCAGACGCUGCCCUUCCAGUCGGUGUCGGUGGACACGUUCAGCUCCAAGAACGACGUGUACGUGGCCAUCGCCCAGCCCAGCAUGGAGAACUGCAUGGUGCUGGAGUGGGACCACAUCGAGAUGGACUUCCGGAGCCACGACAACAUCACAGGGCAGUCCAUCGUGGGCUGUAAGGCCAUCCUCAUCGACGACCAGGUCUUCGUGGUGGUGGCCCAGCUCUUCGGCGGCUCUCACAUCUACAGGUACGACGAGAGCUGGACCAAGUUCGUCAAGUUCCAGGACAUCGAAGUCUCGCGUAUUUCCAAGCCCAACGACAUCGAGCUGUUUCAGAUCGAAGACGAGACGUUCUUUGUCAUCGCAGACAGCUCCAAAGCGGGGCUGUCGACCGUGUAUAAAUGGAACAGCAAAGGCUUCUAUUCUUACCAGUCCCUGCACGAGUGGUUCAGGGACACGGAUGCUGAGUUCGUCGACAUAGACGGAAAAUCGCAUCUCAUCCUGUCCAGCCGCUCCCAGGUCCCCAUCAUCCUGCAGUGGAAUAAAAGCUCUAAGAAGUUCGUCCCACACAGCGACAUCCCCAACAUGGAGGACGUGCUGGCCGUGAAGAGCUUCAGGAUGCAGAACAGCCUGUACCUGUCCCUCACCCGCUUCAUCGGGGACUCCAGGAUCAUGAGGUGGAACGGCAAGCAGUUCGUGGAGAUCCAGGCGCUUCCGUCCCGGGGCGCCAUGACCCUGCAGCCCUUCUCCUUUAAAGAGAACCACUACCUGGCCCUGGGCAGUGACUACACGUUCUCCCAGAUCUACCAGUGGGAUAAGGAGAAGCAGCUCUUCAAGAAGUUUAAGGAGAUCUACGUGCAGGCCCCUCGCUCCUUCACCGCGGUCUCCACCGACCGGAGAGAUUUCUUUUUUGCAUCCAGUUUCAAAGGGAAAACAAAGAUUUUCGAACAUAUCAUUGUGGACUUAAGUUUGUGAGGGUGUGACCAGUAAAGUGAAAAGAGAUGUAGCCUUAGGUCUCCCGAGAGAGGAGCGAGAAGGGGAAAAAUAAAAGUACCAGCCCAGCUGAGAGCUCGGACAUUCCAAACGCCCUGGGGGAGUAGCUAGACGUUUGCAGAUCGGUAGAACUCACAUUUUAAUCAGGGAUUGCAUUUCUUGGCUAACUGCAUGACAUGCCCACCCUGCCAUUUACAAAGACCUCUGUCAGUCCGUAAUUCCUGGGGAGAGAGCCGUCAGCAUUUACUCUUAGCAUCUGGAAAAGCAACGUGCUUUUCUAUCUUUCUAAGGAGGAAAGAGAACAUGGGAUAAGAGGGGGCAGCUCUGAUAAAUGAAAUAAAAGCAAAAACAGAAACAACUGAACUAUGGGCCCUUUUCAUUCCAUGUUAGCCUCGGAGAUUCGCUGAGGGUGAGUUAAAAGUCUGACGACACCCAGCAGGGCCAUUUUGUCCUGCUGGUUCUCUGAAAGUGACACCCGGCCCUCUUGCAUGCUCCUCCUGACAGCACCGUGGUAUUCCUGGCCCCCACAGAUGCUCGUCCUGGGAUGCGGACAGUGGAAUGUCUGACAUUGCUUCCUCUACCAUGGGAAGAUGUCCUGGUGACACAGAUCCGGGCCCAGGACGGGCUGUUGGCUCUGAAGGGAGACAAAGGCGUUGGCCCCUCUCCCUUGCAGUUUGAAGCUGACCCCGAGGUGGCUGGAGCAAUCAUGCUUCUUUGAUGCCCUCCAUGCCUCCGCUGCCCUCUGAACCCAUGCUUUGAGCUGAGGGUUACCCACAGACAGGCCGGAGACCAAACGGUGCUUUUUAUUCUGUCCCUCAGAGGGCUGGACCAGGCAUUUCCGUUUGGUGAGCUUUGGGUAGGAUUUUUGAAGUGAGGUUUCUAUGGAGUCAAAGGGACUUUCCACAGAUCGCAAUGUGCUUUGAAAUCCAGAGGUGGCCUUUUGAUUCAUGCGUGUCCUUGCCCUCUGGAGGACUUCGUGUUCCAAUGCCUGAAUGCCCACGUGCCCACUGCCUCCCUCCCUGCGCCAUCGCCGUCCCGCUUUGGCCCUCGCUGCGUCGCUGCUGCCGUCCCCAGAUGACAAGCCAGACCCCUCCAGACCAGGACGCUUCCUCCUGUCCCAGCACUUGUCACAGGAUGCCCCCAGCCCCCACGCGCUUCCCCAGGGCCACAUGCUGCCAGCAGGUUAUCCUGUGUAGGGACCGGCUUCGGAGCCAGGCAAGCCGACUGCGUGGACCAGAUCAAAGCGGGCCUCGGUGGUGCGGCCAGUAGGAACUCGCGGGUCUGCUUUUGCGGGAGGUCCUAGUGGGUGUUCUGCCAGCUUUGCCGGCCCAGACGGAGAGUAUGGGUGGAUGUUGGCAGGGGAGGCCCUGACAGAGCAGCCCCGUGAUUGCUCUUGUAGCCGUGAAAGCAGCGCCACCUCAUGGUCCCCGAGCGCCCUUUCUCCACGACGGCUGCCCUCUCAGGGCAGGUAGGUGUUUGGCACGGGUGUGGCUGUGUUCCUUAUUUUGUGGCGUGUAAGCAGUACAGACGAGGCGAUGAAUAGCACUCUGAGAACGACGCGUUGGUGCGACAUCGCUGUGGCUCUUGGGUACGUUCUGGGGCCGUGGGCUGAGGCGCCCAGUCUACCAGACCACGGAACUAACUCACAUACACCAUGUGGCUUGGAACUGUUCUUCUGAGCACCAAGCAGACACAGCGGAGGUUUGUUUCUAUCUCUGAGUGUGACCCCUCGUCCUCCUGCACUCUUCGGCCUCCUGGUUUGUCUGACUUGACUAGACACGGCCCGGGCCUUACACUAGAGGCCAGGAUCAGGCUAGGUCUACUCUUCCUCUGGCUGGAAAGAUGGGCCGUUCUUUCUGAAGCUCGGAGCCCCUCGGAGAAGCCGAGGUGGAGAAGUGGGUACUUGGCACACAGCGUAGGGGACGUUGCACCAGGUUGCAAUGGUGUACCUAAUCUUAGCUGCUUAUAAAGAAGGCAGCUAGGAUCGCUUUCACAGAGUUGCCACUGCAGAGCAGGGUGCCAGGCUCCCAGCCGUACCACUGAGGGUGAAGUCAGGGAUAAGCCAUCUGUACUCACCCCUGGGGUAGCAUGGCCUGGAAUCUGGAAUGCCAGGAAACUCAGGGUCCUGGGCGUGGAAUGGGAAUUUGGGGAGUCCAGACGGAGCACUAGAGGGAGAAAGUAAGAACUAAACCAGGUUGGAGGGGUGGCUGAGAGGGCGGGUGGUCACCGACCUCAUCUGCAAUCAGGCCAUCCUUCUGUUUGCUUUUUGAAGAAUUUCAAGCAAGAACAGAGCUUGUGGUCUACAGGGUGCCCGUGCCGUGGGAGGGGAUAUAUACUCCUGGCCAGCUUACUAAAGGAGCAUAGGUGUUCUUGGCAGAAGGUGGCGGAAGCUUUGCUUCAUUAAUCUUACUGCUCCCUCCAAUCCCUGAAGUUUUAAAACAAUUUCUCUAAGAAGCUUUCUUCCAGUAAUAAUGCAGAACAAAAAGCCAAGCAAACAACCACCACUGAAGCUCAAAGCAGAGGAGCAUGGGAGGUCCCCUUUGGAGACUGACACGAGGAGGGGCCCCUUGCUGCCUCCUCCCUCCUGUCACCUGCCGGUGCUCAUUGACUCAGCUUGUGUCUUCUCUGGCUAGGUUCUUGGACAGUUCCCUCCACGCGGUCAGCGCCUUACAGCAAGGACUUGUGCCCAGACCUCAUGGGGUCAGGACUAGGUCUCUUCUCAAGACUCUGAAAACCAGCCUUAGAUGUGAAGGGCACCGCCCUGGGCAGAGGGUAAUAAGCCCACCUUGCAUUUUGACAGAGCUUUCCUUUUCUCCAGUGUGCAUUUGUGUCCUCCCCAAAGUCAGAAAUAAUUUCAGUUUAUGGGAGGGCUGGUGUUAUUUUCAUUCCAGGGAGAGGGAAAUCGACACAGGACGGAAGCGGGUGACUUAACCAUGGUGGCCAGUUGUGACCGGCAAAGCCAGGCCUUUCCCUCUGAGCAGCAGGUGUUGUGCGUCUUUCUCUGACGCUCUGCAGCACCCUGAAAGAGAGCCUUGCGUGUUUAUCAUUUCUUCGAAUGUAGCAGCACCUUGAGAUGAGACAGAAGCGUGGCAAAAUCGGCACAGCCAGGAGGAAAACCGAGCUGAAACUGGUGCAUUUGCCAGUUAGCAAGCAGAGGCAACUGCUGUGACAGCCAGAGCCCACCCUGGAAAGCCCUCCGGAAGUGUCAGAUGGGUUUCUGUUGUCCUGACGAGGAUUUCCAGCUGGUGGGUGUUUCCACCUUUCCUUCACCCCCACAGCCAUGGGAAGGAUGCUGAGGUUCAGGCACCCCUGGUUCUUGUCACCAGCGCCCUCCAGACAAAGGCGAAGAGUUCUUUGAGGGAAAGCAUUCAAACCCAAAUGCAGGACGGAUGACGAAUAGCUCCCGGCCGUCAGCCCUUGGGGAGCACUCUGUAAAAUGGCAGUGGUGCACUUUUCUCCCGCAUCGAGUGAGAGUCUGUGUAUUUUUAGAAAAAAA